AAGCGGCACGCCAUAUUGUUUUUAAACCACCACAAAUUGAUAUUCUUAACUGUGUUUUUAAUUUACUUAUUAUGAGUUAAAGUAUAAAAAAUGGAAGUAGAUAUAUUAAGAGAUAACGAAGAUUUAAAACUGGAAUUCGAAACGCUGAACACAAUUUGCCGCUGUUGUUUAUCUAAAAACAGAAAUGGGAACAAUAUAAAAUCGUAUACUGGACUAUUUCAGGAUUUAUCUGGAAUAACUGUAACAGAAUCAGAUGGCUUACCACAAUGGUUGUGCUGGGAGUGCAUAGCGUUGCUGCAAAAAGCUGUUAGAUUUAAACAAAAGUUGCAGAGAUCUCACGUGUUAUUGUACGAAUAUGUAACAAGAUGUGCACCGUUCCCCAUAGAUGGACAGGAUCCUGAACUAACAAAGUACGAGAGUCCACAGCUCUGCGCUUCAACAACAUUAGUUUUUGAUAAUGUUGGUAGAAGUAAAAAUGGAUUCCAUAGAGUACUAGAGCAUGAAAAGCAGAUAAUAAACCAAAUAGAUACGAUUCUUGAUGACGCAAUCAUUGUAGAAAAAUUUGAAAACAAUAUUAAAGAAGAAAAUGAUUUUUCCGAUUUUGAAGAUAAUUUACCAUUAGAGGAAUACAGAUCAAAUGUUACAAAAGACAAAGAUUUAAGUGGUAUCUAUGAAGAAACUACAAACUCCACAAACAAGAAGAGAAAAAGAACGAAAAAUAAAGAAGACAAAGUGAGAAAGAAGAAGAAAGUAACAGAAGUAGCAGAAGUGAAAGUAGAGCAAGAAGAAUCUCGUAAGACGUCAAUAAGAAAGUCUCUAGAAUUAGAUCCUAAUAAAAUAAAAGUAAUUAUAUUGAAUCCGGAAGAACAAAUUAAAAUGAAAGAGGAAGAAAGUAAAACUUCAGCCAAGUUUCCAUUUCAAUGCCAUCUAUGCUUCAAAGGUUUCAACUUCGAGAGCAAGUUGCAGAACCACAUGUUCAAACAUAGCCCCAUUGUUCGUUGUUUUUUCAGCACACAACAUGAAGGUAUAGUUAAGCAAUACACGUGCAGCCAGUGCGGUAAAGUUAGCAAUAACAAGAAAACCCACCAAAGUCAUAUACGUAACCACCAUUCUUCGGACAGACCGCGCUGCGACCAGUGCGGGAAGAGCUUCGUUAACAAGGACUCCCUCAUAGAGCAUAUGCAGAUACACGAUGGUGUCAAGAACUACGUGUGCGGGGAGUGCGGCGCCAGAUUCCGGACGAGAACUCAGAUGAAAGAUCAUAUGAGGAAACAUUCUAAUGAUAGGGAGUUUUAUUGCGUUGAAUGUGAUACAAGGUUCAAAUCUCCAAGCAGUUUGAAACAGCAUUUGUUGAAAAGUAGAAAACACGUCGAUCUUCAAAGUUUAAAAUACGCGUGCGUCUGCUGCGACAAGCGUUUCCCGACGGAGCGCGCGUUACUUCAUCACUCUAUUACUAUUGUUUUCCUUGUCACACUCAUACAACAAACAGAGAUAGCAUGCGACGCUAUGACGUCACCUCAUAAUAGAUACGCGUGCGUCUGCUGCGACAAACGGUUCCCGACGGAGCGCGCUUUACUUUAUCACUCUACUACUAUUGUUUUCCUUGUCACACUCGUGCAACAAACAGAGAUAGCAUGUAACGCUGUGACGUCACGUACAAGAAGCUUUGUUACGGCACCACAACGACUAUUGCUAUCCUUGUCAUCCUCAUACAACAAACAGAGAUAUUUUAAGGUUGACUCGGUUGCAAAUUGUUUUUCAAUUAUUAGUAAUGUUUUUAUACAGGGUAAGAGUGUGUUAUUGAACCACGUACGCACACAUACUGGGGAGAAACCGUACUCGUGUACGGAAUGCGGGCGUCGCUUCACGCAGCGCACGGCGAUGCGCACACACACACGACUGGUACAUCUCAAAGUACGUCGUAAUGCUAAGAUAAAACCAGAACCAGAACAAACAGAAGAUGUACAACUAAAGAUAGUGGAAACGUACCCUAAGAAAGAAAACCAACAGAAGUUAAUGGAAACGGUCGCUAAGCAAGAGAAUAUAGUGUUCGGGGAAUGGCAGGGACCUGUUAAUUCUGAGGUCUACUUCCAUGUUACAGCUGGACCCUGACCUUAAGACAGAGAUUACUCUUCAGCAGUUUUCUCUUCUUGCAGGAAAAAGCGGUUUUGCUAAAGAAGAAUGUAAGAAAGGAGUUUCUAUCACAAUGUACCAACAUUUUAUUAAAAUAUUAAUUUUAUUCUCUUUAAUAAACAAGGCCAUAUUAUUUUAA
Molecule: messenger RNA, 2272 nt
Organism: Papilio polytes (common Mormon)
Lineage: Eukaryota; Metazoa; Arthropoda; Insecta; Lepidoptera; Papilionidae
Product: zinc finger protein 845-like
Exons: 15
Coding region: 91-2112 (673 amino acids)
Biological process (GO): regulation of transcription by RNA polymerase II
Cellular component (GO): nucleus
Molecular function (GO): RNA polymerase II cis-regulatory region sequence-specific DNA binding; DNA-binding transcription factor activity, RNA polymerase II-specific; zinc ion binding
Source: RefSeq, a predicted model, not a curated record